Messenger RNA from Durotheca rogersii, 862 nucleotides. RefSeq lists its product as uncharacterized. The transcript has a single exon. NCBI's taxonomy places the organism in Eukaryota, Fungi, Ascomycota, Sordariomycetes, Xylariales, Xylariaceae. The coding region runs from base 153 to 761 and encodes 202 amino acids. The record is from RefSeq and is a predicted model, not a curated record.
CGGACAAGAAAAGCGCCUGAGGGAGAGGAGGGGGGGGUUCCUUGAUAUUAUUAUGUUAGGAGCUGGUCUCGCAGCCCAAAUGGCAUGAUUCUUUCACCACGCACCGCUAUCAUCCAAUUUCUGAAAUCCCAUCCACCAUCCGCCGAAAUGUAAUGGUACGUGCUAAUUUCGAUAUCUGCUCUCGAUGGCUUCACACUUCCUCGCCACCAUCCAACUGCUGCUUUCAAACCGGUUCGGGCUCCGCGGAAAACAUCACGCAACUAACCCAGUCUAAAGCCCUCUCUCGCGGAUCCAGGUGCAGGUUUUCUCUUCUUGUCUUCCUACCGUCACGCUUCGUUCGGGCGUGCAGUCCAGCAUUUGCUAACGACUUUUACCCCCCCUCUCGUUUCCUUCUAGGGCCUCUCGUUGGUUUUCGUGUCCGUCAAGUCGACAACCCACCUCCUGCGCUAUCUCAGUCAUAUUACGAUCGCCUUCUCCCGCGACGCUGUACUCGAUCAUACAUGAUAUACGUCCAAAGUGACUCGAUUUCUAUUUUCGUUAGUGUUAUGCCAAGCAGUCCCGAGAACCAGACUUUCGAACAAGUUCUGGCUAGAGAGCCUAGAAUUGUAGGUAGCGAGGCCCAAGGAACCGGAUGGGAUGGAACGGCUUAUUACGCUACCACGGUUGACGUGCAUUGCGCUGGAUACGCUGGGGCCGGAUCCGUAAAUCGUUCGAAUACCACGGCUCGCGAUGCAUCCGAUAGCGAUAGACUAUACGCAUAGAAAAAGUGUAGUUAUCGUGCAAUUCUGGGAGAUAUAUGCCAUAGUGUAUCAUUGCCCUUGCGUAACCAAGUCUACUUCGUUUGUAUACUCUACGCCCGACU